This is a messenger RNA of Jaculus jaculus (lesser Egyptian jerboa), 4472 nucleotides long. RefSeq names its product kinesin family member 27 (gene Kif27). The coding region runs from base 162 to 4175 and encodes 1337 amino acids. The record is from RefSeq and is a predicted model, not a curated record. The transcript has 17 exons. Lineage: Eukaryota; Metazoa; Chordata; Mammalia; Rodentia; Dipodidae. Gene Ontology annotation, biological process: mitotic spindle organization; microtubule-based movement. Gene Ontology annotation, molecular function: microtubule motor activity; microtubule binding; ATP binding.
CCGCACGCUGCCAUGACAACCCGCGACAACAGAAGACGCGGGCGGCGGCGGAGCGCAGCGCGGAGCCUGAGCGGGAGUCCAGAUCUUAUAUAACAUGGAUGUUUCUCACACUAGAUAAUGAACAUUAAGUAGUUAAUCAAUUCAGCAAAAUCUAAGCUGCCAUGGAAGAAAUACCAGUGAAAGUCGCCGUAAGAAUUAGACCUCUGCUCUGCAAAGAAGUUCUUCAUAAUCAUCAAGUCUGUGUGAGAGUGAUUCCAAACACCCAGCAAAUUGUCAUCGGGAGAGAUAGAGUGUUUACUUUUGAUUUUGUUUUUGGUAAAAAUGCCACUCAAGGAGAAGUUUAUAAUAUAUGUAUAAAGCCCCUAGUGUUGUCACUCAUUGAGGGCUAUAAUGCAACUGUUUUUGCUUAUGGACAAACUGGAUCUGGGAAGACAUAUACCAUUGGAGGAGGCCAUAUUGCUUCUGUUGUGGAGGGUCAGAAAGGUAUCAUUCCUCGAGCUAUCCAAGAAAUAUUUCAAAGCAUCUCUGAAAAUCCGAGCAUUGACUUUAAUGUAAAAGUAUCAUACAUAGAAGUGUACAAGGAAGACCUAAGAGAUCUUCUAGAAUUGGAGACAUCUGUGAAGGAUCUUCAUAUCCGAGAAGAUGAAAAGGGAAACACAGUGAUUGUUGGGGCUAAGGAAUGCCACGUGGAGAACAUGGAUGAAGUGAUGAGUCUCCUGAAGGUGGGAAAUGCAGCCAGACAUACAGGCAUCACCCAAAUGAAUGAGCACUCCAGUAGGUCACAUGCCAUUUUUACAAUCAGUAUUUGUCAAGUUGAGAAAAAUACAGAGGCAGCUGAAGAUGGAUCCCGAAGGCAUCCGCAUCGGCAUAUUGUCUCCAAAUUCCAUUUUGUGGAUUUGGCUGGAUCAGAAAGAGUAACCAAAACAGGGAAUACUGGUGAACGGUUCAAAGAAUCCAUUCAAAUCAACAGUGGAUUGCUGGCUCUAGGAAAUGUAAUAAGUGCCCUUGGGGAUCCACGAAGGAAAAGUUCACAUAUUCCAUAUAGGGAUGCCAAGAUUACUCGGCUUCUGAAAGAUUCCUUGGGAGGCAGUGCCAAGACUGUCAUGAUCACAUGUGUCAGCCCAUCCUCCUCAGAUUUUGAUGAAUCCUUAAACUCUCUUAAAUAUGCCAACAGAGCACGGAACAUUAGGAACAAGCCUGCUUUGAACUUUAGCCCUGAGUCAGACCGCAUGGAUGAAAUGCAAUUUGAAAUAAAGUUGCUUCGAGAAGCUUUGCGAAGCCAUCAGUCUAGUAUCAGCCAAACUAGCCAGAUCCCUCAGGAGGACACGCCUGAUAAAAGUAGAAUCCAUUCUCUUGAGGAGCAAGUAGCUCAGCUCCAAGAGGAAUGUCUAGGCUACCAAAAUUGUAUAGAAGAAGCUUUUACCUUCCUGGUGGACUUAAGAGAUGCUGUCAAACUCAACCAGAAACAGCAGCACAAGCUACAGGAGUGGAUUAGUAUGACUCAGGUCAGGAAGGCUGCCACCUUAUUCUCCAGAAACCAAGGAGUUGAAAUCCUAGAAGGACCACAGUAUACAACAGUUCUCCAGCUGAAGAAAUACCAGAAUGAAAAGAUAUUAGAACAGAAAUUUCUUGUGGGCCAACUGAGUGAAGAACUAACAAAACUUAACCAGUCAGUGACUUCUUCAGCAAAGGAAAAUUGUGAGGAUGGGCCCAAUACUGGGAUCCCUGAAAAGAGACCACACACUGUACCAUUUGACGCUCAUUUGGGACACUGUAUUUAUAUCCCAUCAAGACAAGAUUUCAAGAAGAUCUACUCAAGUCCUCCUAAGUACUGUAUGGACCAAGUAUUUGCUGGGUUUCGAACACAAAGUCAGAUGCUGUUGAGUCACUUAGAAGAACAAGAUGAAGUUCUCCACUACCAGUUUUCUGAUAACAGUGAUGACGAUUCAGAAGUCCAAGAGAAAUCUAGAAUUAGAUGUAGAAGUCGCUCAUGGAUUAAAAAGCCAGGUUCUGUUUGCUCUCUUAUUGAAUUAAAUGCUACCCAGGAGGAAACACUGAAGUCAGGCUUGGGGAAUGAAGAUUUGAAGAUGGAAUACCUCCAGGGAAGUCAAGAGUCAAAUUUGCAAAAAUUAAGGUCUUCAGAACUCAUACUUAAUGAAGCUAAGCAAAAAAUGAGAGAGCUUACUAUUAACAUCAAGAUGAAGGAGGAUCUCAUUAAAGAGCUAAUAAAAACAGGUAACAGUGCAAAGUCAGUGAGCAGACAGUAUUCACUCAAAGUGACAAGACUGGAGCACGAAGCUGAGCAGGCAAAAGUGGAACUGACAGAAACACAGAAGCAGCUGCAGGAGCUGGAGCACAAGGAUCUUUCUGAUGUUGCUCUGAAGGUAAAAUUACAGAAGGAGUUCCGAAAGAAGAUGGAUGCUGCAAAGCUGAGAGUUCAGGUCUUACAGAAGAAGCAACAAGAUAGUAAGAAGUUGGCUUCUCUGUCAAUCCAAAACAAGAGACGUGCUGAUGAACUCGAACAGAAUAUAGAUCAUUUGAAAUAUCAGAAGGCACAGCUGCAAAAAAAACUUCAAGAAGAAAAUGAAAAAAAGAAGCAACUAGAUGCAGAGAUUAAGAGGGAUCAACAAAAAAUCAAAGAACUACAGUUAAAAACAGAACAGGAAGAAGGUCUAGAACUGAAAGCUGAGGCCCUUGAUGCUUUUACCUUGAGGAGAGCCUGUCCUUGGGGAAGUAUAGACCGACUCCAGAAAUUGGAUGAGCAAAAUAAAUGGUUAGAUGAGGAAGUAGAGAAAGUUCUGAACCAACGCCAAGAACUAGAGGUGCUGGAAGAAGACUUAAAGAAAUGGGAAGACAUUGUUUCUAAGAAGGAAACCCUGCUACAGGAGAAGAGCCAUUUGGACAAUAAGAAGCUGAGAUCUAGUCAGGCCUUAAACUCAGAUAUUUUGAAAAUAUCAGCUCGCCUGAAUUUACUGGACCAAGAAUUGUCUGAAAAGGGUUUGCAGCUUGAAAACAGUACGGCUGAGGAGAAGAUAAAGAUUUUUGAACAAGUUCAAGCCCUUCAGAAGGAAAAGAAUGAGCUCCAGAGACGAAGAAACAGUGUGGAUGAAAAACUUAAAAAUGGAAGAGUACUGUCACCUGAAGAAGAACAUCUUCUUUUCCAACUGGAAGAAGGGAUUGAAGCCUUGGAAGCUGCAAUUGACUACAAAAAUGAGUGCAUCCAGAGUCGCCAGAACCUGCUGAGGGCAUCAUUUCAGAGUCUCUCUCAGAGUGAAGCAAAUGUCUUGGAAAAACUAGUUUGUCUGAAUCUUGUUGAGAUUAGAGCUAUUCUCUUCAAAUAUUUCAAUAAGGUGGUUCAUUUGCGAGAAGUGGAGCGGAAGCAACAGUUGGAGAAUGAGGAAAUUAAGCUGAAGAUUUCAGAGCAGGACAAUAUGGUGCGAGAGCUGGAGUGUGCCCUGGAGCAUCUGAAAGUGCAGUGUGACCGGAAGCUGACCCUCCAGCAACAGGAGCAUGAGCAGAAGUUACAGCUGCUGCUGCGUCAUCUCAGAGAGCAAGAUGGAGAAGGCAUUGUAGAAACUGUCAAAGCAUAUGAAGAUAAAAUCCAAAAUUUGGAAAGGGAUCUUUACUUCUAUAAGAAAACCAGCAGGGAACUUAGGAAGAGACUGAAAGCAUCCACACAAGAAGUGGGUCAGUGGCAACAAACAGCAUCAAAAUAUCAUGCUGCUGGAAAUGGAGUCCUAAACCCAGAAGAGACAGGUGUGCUUUCUGAAGAACUAAAAUGGGCAUGUAAAAUUGAAAAUAAAUUCAGUGGAAGAGAAGUAGAGAGCUCUUCAAGCGGCCUAACACAGCAGCCUCAGAAGGCUGGAGACUGUGCUACAAACUCACCUCCAGACUGCAACUCUUUAGCACCCCCCAGUGGACUGUUGAGCAAUGAGGAUGAAACAGAUAAAACUCUGGUCACACAAUCUCUCAGCCGACCAUCGCCCCAAAUACCCACUUUGCGAAAUGUGGUGCAGCCUCAUGGUGUCAAGCCUGUAAAAUUGUGUCGCAAAGAAUUACGCCAGAUUUCUGCCUUGGAACUAUCAUUACGACGUUCGAGUUUUGGAGUUGGGGUUGGAUCAGUGAUUGCUGAUUCCAUUGAAGUAGCUAGGAAACAUAGUGACUUAAAAACCUAGGCAUUUAACAAUAGUUUUUACUUCAGUAACUAUAUGAAAAGAUUCCCUUUUCUAACUUAGGAAAUUAAAGCUCAAGCUACUAGCUCUUUGCUUGGGAUAAAGGAAACAAGGGGAGGCCUAAUGUUGUGUGCCAUAGAGAUGUAUAUCUUCUGUAGGAUAUUAUGGACAUUUUACAGCCCUUUUUCAGUACUUCUAACACAUAAAUAUUUCCACUUAUUAAGAUGCUUAAAUUCCUUUCAAGGAAUAUUCUUUUUAUUUUUUUAUUUUUCAGGUAUAUUUGAAGACCAAAUGUCUGUU